AUGCCCGAGAGAUCCUACGGCAGUACGACGAACGUCGAGCACGGCACAUCAUCCUACGACGACAAUGACGAGUACAUCUCGGCUGACGUGUACCGCGCCAGUAUGCGCCUUGUGCGCCUGCAGAUGAGCAUCCCGCUCAGCGUCCUCAUCGCGCUCGGCACGUUGCUGGUAUGUGGCGCCCUGGUCAAUCCAAGCAUUGGCGAGAUCAGCCUUAUUCAUCCAACCCUCUUGACGCCAAACCACGAAAUGGUUCUUGGAUACACCGCCCUCCUCUUCAUCCUACAGAUCGGGUUCUGUCUCCUCCUCGCAGCGGCCAGCAGCGAGUGGACAAAGAACUCGCUGGUCAAGGGUGUGGGGUUACGGCUUGCCGUUGUCAACUGGCUCACGGCCGCAUGGGCUGUCACAUGGACACUGUCGUUGUUCAAGACCGCCGCAAUCAUUGUCAUUGUUCAGGCCAUCAUCGUCCUUAGCAUCCACAUAACGCUGCAGUCUUACCCGGCCUCUUUUGCGCAUCCUUUGAAUGCCAUCUUCGUCCACACAAUGAUCAACAUGCUGCUCGCACUCACACUCGGCCUAUUGUGGAUGUCGUGCGGUUUCGUCGCACAGGAUUGGGUCAUCGAGAGGCGUAAAGACGCCGCAACCUGGAAGUGGCAGGCCGUCGGCGUCGUCGCUGGCACCCAUGCCGUCGUCUCCCUCUGGGAGUUAUUCAUGAGACAAUACGUCCUCGCCAUCUGCAUGGAGUACCAGGUCCUCACACUGCUCUUGAGCGUACCACACGUGUACCCACCCCUACCGAAUAACCCCAUUGUCAGGCCACCGGCGUACGUCAUCACGCUCAUUGUGCUUCUCGCAAUCCACCCGCUCGUUUGUCUUGCCGGAUGGGCACUCAAGGGCUACAGGGAGCGAGAGGUGCGCAUCGCACUUCAGGAGGAGGCUGAGGCUGCCAACGCCCGCGCCCGUCGUGCCGAGGCACGUUCUCCUCCCCCGCCACCAGUUAGUGCUGAGGUUGCUGAGGACGCUCCGCCUGCCGAGGCCAGAGACACAUCGCUACCGCCCAAGACGAAGAAGAAGGCCGCCGCCAACCCCGAGGAGGAGCCGUUGCUGGAGACGUAG
Cutaneotrichosporon cavernicola is the source of this 1113-nucleotide messenger RNA. RefSeq lists its product as uncharacterized. The transcript has 3 exons. The coding region runs from base 1 to 1113 and encodes 370 amino acids. The record is from RefSeq and is a predicted model, not a curated record. Lineage: Eukaryota; Fungi; Basidiomycota; Tremellomycetes; Trichosporonales; Trichosporonaceae.